GAUAUACUUGAUGAGAUGGGUAUGCUGGCGACGUUUACCCAUGCAUGCAGUUGCACGACACUUUGAAUACGCGACAGUUGCUUCCACAGCCCGGAGAGCCAGUCCUUGCAUGUGUUCCUAAAGAUUGCUUUGCUUUAUACUAUAAGACGUCAUGACUUUGCCAAAAUCCCCCAAAUGCACUCCUGACAGCUGACCUUCUGAUUACCGGUGUACUCGCCUACCGUUGAAAUGGACGAAGGCUCAGGCACACCAGCUUUAGGUGCUACAGGCGCAAGGGCUCCGCGGCCUUUUUUGCGGCGUGGCGAGGGCGUGGAGAAGCGCGUCUUCGCUUCGCGGUACCGGAAGCCUGCUUCAUCGGGCACCUCGGGAGGAGGUCGUGGCAGUAGCGUUGGUGAUUCGGGAGCAGAUGCUGCUGAAGAUGUCGUCAGCCGUCGCGGCGACCAACAUGGUCGCCGCGGCAUGUCGGUAGAGGCUUCCGCCUCAAACCAACAGCCAUGGCAGGACAAACCCCAGGAGCUGGCGUCUGAUACCCAAUUGCUAAGCGUGGGACAGCCCCAAGACCAACGAUUUGGCGGUAGCCACACCAGCAGCCGUUUCCUUCGCAAUUCCAUCAACGCUGCAUGGGACACGAAGCAGGCCGAGGAGGAAUUGGAGCUGGAGGAGUUUCGGGCGCUGGAGACCCAGAUCAAAGCAGACGUCGUGGGAAGCGGCCGGCAGCGCCCGGAGCAAGCAGCCCAGGCCCAGUCCGCGAGCGCCACGCUGCCGCCUUCCGGUCCCAACGGAGGCCGCUCCUACGCCAACAUCCAUCAGGGCCGCCCGCCGCAACCUCCUCGUGCCGCCGGCCGCAGCAGCAGCGACCGCCCAUCCGCAUCUGCAACCCCGCUGCAGCGACCAGCAGCGGCCGGGAUGGGUUGGUCUCCCAGCCAAUCCCAGCAGCAGCAACAGCAGCAGCAGUACGGCGACGCCUUUGGCUUUGAUGGGGCUGACGAAGGGCUUACGGGGGGCUUCGAUGAUGCAGAUGAACCAGAACUGGGCCUGGACGACGCGUGGAUCCGUCAACAUUCCUUUUUCGGCAAAACGCCGGCAAGCGGAGCAGCUCAAGAUGGGGGUGGAAACGCUGGCUCGAGAGGCAGUGCCAGUGGUGGUGGUGGUGGUGGUGGUAGCGGAGGUGGAGGAUUUGGGUCAGUGUCAGCUGAAGCGGCGGCUUGGGGCCCUGACAGCUGCAGGCCAGCUGCAACAGCUUCAGGAAGGGACAGCAGCGGGACCCAUGGGUCGCUCCGGGGUACGGCCUCCAAACCAGCGGCAGCGGCAUUUGAUGAUGGGGAUGCCUGGAACGACACAAGCAGCUUUUACGGAGGCGCAAGUGCGGGUAGACGCAAGGGAGCGGGCCCGGCCGUUGGCGGCGGUACGGUGGGCAAGCCUCGCGGCGGUGACACCUUUGCUCCUGCAGCAACACCGCUGGAGGACCCCUGGGCGGCUCCUGCGGGCGGAGAGGAAGCGUACGGCGUGGAUGCGGACACCUUUGUGGACGAGGGCAACGGCUGGGGCUUGGAGGAGGAGCAGUAUCAACAACAGCAGCAAUUGCAGCAGCAGCGUCAGGGGCAGUCAGGGACGAGGGAUGAGGAGCGCGGACCCGAUCAGCCCUUUGUACGAGCGUUGUUCGGCAAGCAGGGACAGCAGCAGCAGCAGCAACGUGGCGGCGGAGGUGCUCGGGCGGCACCCGGCAAGGCGGCUGGCGGGCCCGCUGGGAAGGGCAAGGCUGCGGAGCCUGCGGGACCCUCCGCAGCAGAGGUUGAACGGCUGCAGGCUCUGGAGGAGCAGGUUGCGAACGUGUCUUCGGAGCGAGCUGCGUUGGUUCGCAUGCGCACGGAGCUCGAGAAGGCUGCCAACCGACUGGAGCAGGAGCGGCAGGCGUGGGAAAAGUCGCGGGCUGAGGAGCAGGCCCGGUGGGAGGCGCAGCGGGAUGCUGAGGAGGCGCGGCUGCGUCGCGAUCGCCGCGUGCUCGAGAAGCAGAGCAAGGCGCUGCUCAAGAUGCCCAACAAGAAGGAGCGGAGCGCAAUGGAGGCUGCCGAGGCGGCACUGGAGGCGGAACGGCGGGAGGGACGAGCGCGGGAGGCCCGCCACAAGCUCACCGUGGAGCGGCUGAGGCGGCAGUUGGUGGAGCUGCAGGAGCGCAACCAUGAAUUGCGAGAGGAGGUGCGGUGGCACGAGGCGCAGCAGCUGGAGCGAGGCAACUGGCCGCCGCAAGGCGGAGGAGCCCGGACCGGCCCCGGGUCUGGGCAACAGCAGCAGCCUCCAGUCAAGGCGCGGCCUCCCAGCCGGUCUACGGCCUGCCAAACGGACGCUCUGCCCUUCCUACCACCGCUGGAAAAUGGGGGCCCUGCGGAGGCACCGGUGGGGCGCUCCUGCACGAUGCGUUCCGGUGAGGCUCCUGCAGGCGCUGGUGCAGCUGGAGCGAGGCCCAAAUCCAGUGGAUCAAAUAUCCCACAAACAGCCGCGAACAAUAUCGCGGGUGGCAGCAGAUUGAGGCCCAUGCAGGCCGGUCGCCCAGCUACCACCCCCCACGCAUCCAAGCCGCAACAGCAGCCGCAAAGCGCGUUCCGAGGGGCGCGGACCACGGGACCGCGUGGUUUCGGAGCCGGGGCAGGGGCAGGAGCAGCCGGGGCGCAAGCGUACGGCGGAGCGCCGUCGCGGUGGCGGGAGGGAGACGACGAGGAGGACUUGCUGGGCGAGGAUGCGGAGGUUGAGGAGGAGGAGGAGGAGGAGGAGACAGCACUGAAUGCCUUUUCUGCACGGCAUCAAACCCGGCGGCCGCCACCGCAGCAGCAGCGGGGGCCGCAAGCAGCAUCUGGCUCCUGGUGGCCAGGCGACGAGCAGGGGGCUGGAUUGGAGGAGUACGGCGAAGCUGCGAAUGAGGGGGAGGCGUUGGAGGAUGAGGAAGACGGGGAUGAAAACAGCGCGUCUGCCGGUCAUCUGCGUGCUGGAGGUGGGAAAGGAGGCGGUGGCGGCAGUGGCCGGGUGGGCUACGGCGGGUUGAGGGGCGGUGUGGGUGUAGAGGGCGUCGGUGCCAUGGACUCGCCGUCGGCGCACAGCUACAUGCAGAAUGACGAUGUGGAGGUGCUCACAGACGAGGGCGGCGGUGACGGCCUGGACUCGGACAGCUUGUCGGCCUUGGCAUGGCAACAACACCAGGAGUUCAUGGCUCGGGUGGGCAUGGCGCAGGGCGGCAGGCCGGCUGCGGUUGGGGCGGCGACUGGUGGGGGCCCGGGACAGCGGCAGAGCCUACAGCAGCGCCAGCAGCAAGGAGAUGCAGGUUGCGAUGCGAGUGGCCGCCCGCAGCAGCAGCAGCCACAUCCACAACAAAACGUGCAGCGGUGGCAGCAGCAGCAGCCGUCUGCUGGCGCCGGCAUGCACCCUGGGCUUCCUGGAAGAGGUGGCAUGGGCCAACAGCAGCCGUCACAACCGCAAGCACAGUCAUCACAGACGCAACAGAGGCAACACCAGCAAUCUGGGUUCUUCGGGACACGAAGCAGCGGCGGUGGGGGCCAAAAUGCCACUCAGAUUGCCUUCUUUGGAGGCAAUGCUUCAUCGACCCAACAACCCCGGUCCGCCAAUGAGGCUCAUCCAAGUUCAUCAGGGCCUCGACCCAAUGCCGCUGCAGCAUCAGGGCAGCGGCACGCGACAGUUGACGCAUCGGUGGAUUUGGACGGCGUCAGUCAAACGCUGGCGGCGCUCCGAAUGGGUCGCCAGGUGGAGGCUGCAGCGGCCGCCGUUGCAGCCAACUCACACGACACUGGGCCCAUGGGAGGCGCCGGCAGCACCGCUAGGAACGGCAUGGCCGGGUACGCCCCGACAUCCAUGCCAGGCGCCCAUGCAGGGCGGCAGCAGGAAGGCCGACCCAUGGGUCACAUGGCAGGGCUGCAAGAUAGUUGGUCCCCUGUUGGCGGCGCCGGCUCAGGAUCUACGCUCUUCCCAUCUGCGAGUGGCCGCGAUCCAUCACAGGCCCCAGGCAUGUGGGGCCCUGUGCCACAUGGCCCGGGCGGUGUUGGGGCUGGUCAAGCCGGUAGUGCAUUCCAACAGCAACAGCCGCUGCUAAACCAGCAGCACGGCCGUCCGCCAAGCGCUGGCCCUCAAAUGCAGCAGCAUUCCGGCAGACUUGGCGCUGCUGCGGGGCAAGGCGGCAGCGGAGGCGUGAUGGCUGGUACGGCUGCAGGUGCGGCGGCGGUGGCCCAGGCCGUGGCGGGACAACAGGUUCGGGGGGCGCCGUCCAUGCCGCAGACGGCAGUUGCCGGCGGUGGCGGUGACGUGUUGGUGCGGGAGGUACGGCAUGCGGACGGCAAGGUGGAGCGGAUGUACACGUCUGGGCGCCGAUUGGUGCUCUUUGCUAACGGGACGCGCAAGGUAGCCCUGCCUGACGGCAGCUCCCGAGUCUACUUCAUCAACGGCGACAUCAAAUGGACCAUCCCAGCUGCCGCAGCAGGCGGCGGCUCCUCGCCAUCCCAGCCGCCGCCCGGAAUCGGCGUGGUGCACUACUACUACGCAGAGGUGUCCACGUGGCACAGCACGUACGGCGGCGAGGGCGGCGUGGAGGUGUUUUACUUCCCCAGCGGGCAGACGGAGGCACACCACCCAGGACACGGCAAGGAGAUUGUGUUCCCAGACGGUGUGCUGCGGGUGGUGACGGCUGAGGGGACGGAGAUGGACGUGUCCUGGGAGCAGCUCUCUUGGGCCGUCCAGCAGCCCCAGCCACAAGUUGAAGGCCUGGGCGAUGACGACAUAUGACACAACUCACAACAAAGCAUGUAUACGUAGAGCUUAACAACACAGCCGCGGAGGGACGGCGGCUCAGCGUAACGACGUGGUCCGUGCGAGUUACGGUGGAUGAGGUUAGCGGAGUGCGGCCACCUUUGCCGUAGACGCCAGGCGUCAGCAGCGACCUGUUUUCUGCUAGCAUUGAUCCGGCUUGUGGCAGCAUGCUUGCUAACCGGUGCAAACAGCUACCCUGUCGCAUCAUUGUAAAUCGCUUUCGGUGUGCUCCUGUGUGAGGAUUGUCGGUAGAACGCAUGCAUUUGGUUUGUUAGAAGCGGACAGAGGUUUGGCUUGCAGCCUGAUACGGCUGCCCUAAGUUUCAAGGGUUGUAAGGUGUCUCGUUUCCGGACGCCUAUGCUGGACGUAAUGGGCAAGAACAAAUGCAUGCAUAGCAGUGCUCAGAAUGUAGGGUAACAGCGACCCUGGCAACCACCUUCGAACGGGGUUUGCUGGGACGCUCCUCCUUGUAAACACCAUGCAUGUGGC
This is a messenger RNA of Astrephomene gubernaculifera, 5295 nucleotides long. Lineage: Eukaryota; Viridiplantae; Chlorophyta; Chlorophyceae; Chlamydomonadales; Astrephomenaceae. The record is from the annotation of a GenBank genome assembly.